Molecule: messenger RNA, 3740 nt
Organism: Copidosoma floridanum
Lineage: Eukaryota; Metazoa; Arthropoda; Insecta; Hymenoptera; Encyrtidae
Gene: msi
Product: RNA-binding protein musashi
Biological process (GO): regulation of translation
Cellular component (GO): cytoplasm
Molecular function (GO): mRNA binding
Source: RefSeq, a predicted model, not a curated record
AUGACUUACCGGAUGUCAAUGUUCGUUCGAAAAGUCUUGAUCCACACGACCAAGAAUCCGGAGAAAACACCGAGCACGGGCAUGGAGGCAGCGGCAGCAGCAGCAGCCGCAGCUGCGGCGGCCGCGGCAGCGGCGGCUGCCAACGGGACGGGAAUUGAGCACGAGUACCACAACAGUUUGGUGCCGAUAAACGGCAGCCACUCAAGCAGCUCAGGCAGGAGUACGCCCAACGGUGAUCCGGCCCCGGGUAAGCUCUUUGUCGGCGGGCUCUCCUGGCAGACGAGCAGUGAAAAGCUGCGCGAGUACUUUGGCAUGUUUGGCACCGUCACCGACGUUCUCAUCAUGAAGGACCCCGUCACGCAGCGAAGCCGUGGCUUUGGAUUCAUCACGUUCGCCGAGCCGAGCAGCGUCGAUAAGGUUCUCAAGUGUCCGAUCCACACGCUGGACGGCAAAAAAAUCGACCCGAAACACGCUACCCCGAAGAACCGAGCAAAGCAAGCCAACCGUACCAAGAAGAUCUUCGUCGGGGGUGUCAGCCAGGACACGAGCAGCGACGAGGUCAAGGCCUACUUCAACCAGUUCGGCAAGGUCGAGGAGACGGUCAUGCUCAUGGACCAGCAGACCAAACGCCACCGGGGAUUCGGUUUUGUCACCUUCGAGAACGAGGAUGUGGUCGAUCGCGUCUGCGAGAUCCACUUCCACACGAUCAAAAACAAGAAGGUCGAGUGUAAAAAGGCCCAGCCGAAGGAGGCCGUGCAGCCGGGCGCCCUCGCGCUCAACAAGCGCGUCGUCCUCGGGGCCCUCGGUGUCAGGUUGGCCCCCCAGCCCGCAUUACCCGCCCCGGGCGUCAGCCAGUUCGUCGCCCAGGCGCAAGCCCAAGCCGCCCAGGUCCAAGCCGCCGCGGCCGCCGCUGCCGCGGCUCAGGUCCAGAACGCCGUCGUCGGCUACGGCAAGCUGUUCGCGGGCGGCUACCCCACCACCACGGCCCUCUCGGCCUACCGGUACGCCCCCUAUCCGAUCCCAGCUUCGGCGGCGGCGGCCGCGGCGGCGGUGGCGGCGGCCGCGGCUGCCGCGCCCGGCGCCCAAAUGCCCCAGAAUCCAGCGGCGCACCAGAACCACGGCCAACCCCAGGCUAAUUCUCCAGCUGCGGGGGUUGCACCUCCCAACCCGUACCAGGGCUACUCUCUCACAAACGUCGACAUGUCGAGUUUCCAGGGGGUCGACUGGGGCUCCAUGUACGGUAUGGGCAUGUACGUCUAAUGCGCGACGUAAUAUACGCAUAUACAAAGAGCGUCCCGAGGACCGGCGAAGGGGCCCUUUGACCCCGACUAUCCGUACUGGGGGCAAAAGCGCGACUCGCGGCCUCGUGCGAGGGAUGUGCACCGCGACGCUUGAAAAAACGCUAGCUGAUACUCGAGAAAGACUGGAACAACACUACUCUGAACAUUAAUUAUUAAUCAACGAGAGAGCUACUGCUGCUGCUGCUGCUGCUGCAGUAUAGUACUAGUACAAUUAUACGGAGCGACUUGUUUAUCCGUCUCGACGAACAAGUACGGCCCUAAUUGUCUUUCCUUUUCAUUAUUUUCCUCUGCAUGUACACAUACACGUUACAAGACGGGUGGCAGCAGCGGGUAGCCUCUUAUCAGCGACGCGUUAGGGUUCCUAUAAUUAUGUAACACGUACUCUCCUACUCCUUCCUCCAUUGUGCGUUUACGAUACUGCAGAACCCUCGUUUGGCUCUUCCCUUACGUACUUAGCCUACCUCGCCUACCUUGAUUUCCUUGUCGUUUUAUUUAUUACAUGAUUCUGAUAUUAUUAGAACCGACAUUACACAUUUAUCGUACUCAAUCGCGAUUCGUCGGCUAUCUUCAUUUUUUUAAGUAUUAUUAGUAGUAGUAUGUUGUUUCCUAUCCGCCGCUUCGGUUACCGCUUGAAUGCGAUCUCUCUUUUUUGCCCUUUCGUUUUCUCGUGUUAUUUGCAGCUGAUUCGCGUUAAAAUUAAGAGAAAAUUAAGAGGGGGAGAAACGCGGCGAACGAUACGAGAAUUUCAGCACGAGAAUACUCUACGAAGGCUCCUGCGUACUUUUUCUUCUUGCGUGAUAAAAAAGUUGACUUGAAACAGCCAACAACAAGAAUAAACCACGUACAUCUGAUUUGAUCGUUCGCAGCGGGUAGUAUUAUCUAAAGUUGAAAGUUGACGCGCGCGAUUGCGUAAUUUUACUUUUGUAAUUUGUAGGUUUUAUCUUUCUCCCUUUCACGUUGAUAAUUGCAAUCCAUGGCGAAUGAUUUUCUUUCCAAUAGAUUUGCGUCGAGGUAUUUGUUUUAUUUCUAACCUUUGUUUUAAUCAAGCAACUGCGAGGCUUUACUUAGUUUUCGUACAAUUUAUUUCAUCCUCUUGACUCUUAACGCGAGUAAUACUAAAUCCUCUUGGCCCUCACGACUUUUAAUUUAGAGGUAAUAGUACUUUUUGCGGUCGCGGCAUUCGAGUUUAAGUAUAUAUUAAGUGCGCGUUAUUGAUAUACAUCUAAGCCUUAAGAUUAUCGAUUAAACAAUAAAGGAUCAUAGAGAUAACGAACUCGAUUAAUUACUUUCUCACUUACUUACUUAGGCAAGUUAACUUAUAACUAGGUCCAUAAAGACAUGCAUAUAUACAUACAUACAAACACUUAUGAAUACACACUUACGUAGGUACGUACGUACAUUGCGAUUAAUUUUAUCUAAUAUGAUUCGAAUAAUUUCGUCACACUUCUAAACGUCCGAAACCACUUUUAGCCGCCAAUACUUUAAUUGUUACUUAUUUAUCAUUAUCUGAUAUUUUUUGGUCUCUCACAGAAUUUUAUAACAUGUAAGACUUUGUCAACUACGUGUUUUCAUCUUUUUUUUUUUUACACCACAAAAACUCACUAAUAUUUAUAUUAAUAUGUAAUAAUAAUUGUUUUUUUCCUUUGUUUGUCUAUGUUCCAUAGCAUUUGUAGUUUGAAAUCUAACCAUUAUAGUAUUAGUAGGAUCCUAAGGAUCUUAGUUGCGAGAAGCAUGUCGGUUAUUAAAUGAUGUAUAUUAUCUUAACAUCACUUUCAUUAUCAUAGUCAUUGGAAAAAAAAAAAAAAAAAAAAUUAUCUAGAUUAAUUUUCCUUUCAUUUCUGUGCUAUGAUUUAUAUUUUUACAAAAAACUGUCAAUACUCAUUUUUUACUAUAACAUAAUUAUAAUACGUAGUGAUGAUAAUGAUGAUGAAGAUGAUCAUUUCUCUGGACUCUCGCCUUUCUUAUACAUGGGAUAAGUCAAAUUUUUACGAUAUUCUGAGAUAAAAAAAUGUUUGAAAUAAAUUAAAGGACUCUUGUUGAGAAAGAAUAAUAAAUAAAUAACUUAUAACAAUAAUGAACAAAUACAAAAUGCAUUGUGAUUGUCAGAGAUUGUAGCUUUAUAAAAAUGUGAAGUCGAUAAAAAAGAAAUUUAAAAGCAAAACGAGAACAAUAAAUUUAAAUAAAAUGAACAUAAUAAUAGAAACUAGAAUAAAAACAGUAAUAAUAGGUCAGCAGAAGCACUACUUUGUAAUAAUGAGUCAGCAGGAGCACUACUUUUAUGAGCGUUCCUCACUAUUUUGUAAUUAAUCCUAAUAACAAUAAUAAAAAGUACCAUUGUUCUCGCUAACCAACACUACUGCUACUGCUGACAUUACUAUUGUUUCCGUAGUAGUUGUUGUGUACACGUUGUUAAAACGAAAAAAAAAAAAAAAAAAAAAA